Messenger RNA from Durio zibethinus, 1776 nucleotides. RefSeq lists its product as uncharacterized. The record is from RefSeq and is a predicted model, not a curated record. Lineage: Eukaryota; Viridiplantae; Streptophyta; Magnoliopsida; Malvales; Malvaceae.
CUUUCCUUCUUCCUUAUCUUUCAAUCUUCUUGCUCUUUCGUUCUAUCUUUCCACAAAGAGAGAGAGAGAUGGGGAACUGUCAAGCCAUAGAUGCGGCGGCGUUGGUUGUACAGCAUCCAUGUGGGAGGAUAGAGAGAUUAUAUUGGCCUAUGCCGGCAAGUGAAGUGAUGAGAAUGAAUCCAGGUCAUUACGUUUCUCUGAUUAUACCAUUGCCUCUAUCUGAGGAAGAGAAUAAAGAUCACAAGACUGUACGUUUCGCCCGUGUUAAGCUUCUCCGGCCUAGUGAUACUCUUGCCCUCGGCCAUGCUUAUCGCCUUAUCACUUCCCAAGAGGUCAGGAAGGUCCUAAGAGCAAAGAAAUAUGCAAAAACGAAAAGGCAGCAGCUGGAAUCAAAUAAAAUGUUGCAGCAUGGACAAGAGAAGCAAAGUUCAGAACGUGAGUCAGGAGAAAAGUCUGACACAGAGAGCACCCACCAAGAGAUAAAACAUGAAAGACAAAGCUCAAGGACAACACCUGUGAACGCUGUUGCAAUGAUGUCAAAAUCAUGGCGGCCGUCAUUACAGAGCAUCUCUGAGGCCGGAAGCUAAUGGUGUUGUUUUCAGGUUUCAUUUGUAAGGUGCAGAUUGGGUUUUAAGAAUGGGAAUGAACUGCCUCUUUCAUUUAAUGAUGCUCUUCAUGAUGAAAACCCCAAAUUAUGGAAAAUAGAAAUUCACGAAAUGAAUGAAGGUGGUAACCAAGAUUUCGAAUAGCAAUCAAAGCUCCCAAAUUUAAAUCUGUUUCAAGAAAUAAAACAUCUGCAUAGCUUCUGAGUUCAGGAAAGUACUGGAUCCUGCAUUGUAUUACAAGUAAUAUUCUGAUAUGAAAUUAGGUCUUUCACUCACUGUUUAUACAAAUUCCAAACUUUAUCAGUUACUUGUUACUACAGUAAAAUGUGAAGAUAAUGUGAAAAAAAAAUGUUACGAAUUAUGUUUGAGGAAUCACUUGGGUGAGUUUGAGUUCCAAACCUCUCAAUCAUGAUCAACCUAGUUUUGGGCCAAUAACAUGGAUGCCCGAGCAGCCACAGAUGCUCAGUCUCUCAGGCCCUCCAUACUCACUGUGCAAGAAAUUGUUAAAUAUAUGUUUUCAACAAUAGAAACUAGUAAGCUUCACAAAAAUUUAAAUUUUCAUAUCAAAACUUGAAUGUUCUGUAGGUAAAGCCUAAUAAAGGUAGAAGCAUAAUUCAACACUAACCAUCACAUACAGGUAGAGCCUAAUUUAGAGAAAUAUCAACAUUGGGCCAAACAUUCACAGAAAGAAGAACGUGACAGUCGCUAUCAGGAAAAGAGUGAUUAGUUAUUGUCAUGCCAGAUAUGUCUUUUUGGGUCAAUUAUUGAACUUUUUCCAGGUCAAGCAAAAACCAAGCCUCCUAGAAAAGAUGAACAAAUGUUUGAUUUAGAAGAGAUCAUUGUUGAUAAAGGCGAUAAACAAUCAAAAGUAGGCAAUUAAAAACUAAGGAAGUUGUCUGGAUUGAAAGAUUUGUAUAAAAGGAUGUGAACCACCAUUCUCAACCUGUUGUAUGAUCCUAAGAUUAUAGGGUUUAACAAGUAAGGCUUAAUUAGUGAUUACGAUCACCAUGCUUCUUUUUCCCUUCAAAUUCCAACAUGCAAAUUUGACUGUGAAGCCAAAAGAAAUGAAGCUAUUGUGGGUGAUAAUAGUGAUGUUUGUAUUUCAGUUACAAAGCUUGUUGUGUCUUUUCCACGGUAAAGAACAUUUCCUGCUAAUAUUACCGAGUUUACA